AUGCUUGACUGCUGGUUCGUGGACCAAGGGCCUUCGCCGCCGCGUAUCGCGCCAAAUAGUCCCCCAUCCAUCCGGCUCCUCGAGCGUGAGAACGAGCACGGCGCCGACGCGUCGCGACACGACCACGACCAGCUCCUGUUGCUCUUGCCCGCGUCGUACCGCACAGAGUCCGGUGACUUGGCUGCUGCUGGUCGUCAAGUCACGCCCUGCGUCGAGAAGGAGCUCGACCUGCAGCGGCUGGCCAGCAUUCACAGCUGGCUCUGGGUCGCGGGGCGGCUUAUGCCGCCGCGUCCUCUGCACCACCAGCUCGUCCUCGGUCGGGAGAUCGUCAUCACGGAGCGUAUGGAUAUGCAUCUCGUCUGGACAACAGGCCGGAUGUUCCUCAAGCCCAUCCCGCGCUUCCUGCUUGAGCCUCAGUUCUGGACGAAAUACUCUCGCGGAAGGGAGUGCGGCUGCUCCAGCGACAAGGACAACGCCCAAGGAUGCACCCAGGAGCGCGGGCGAGACAUUCGGCAACAUGCGCUCGGCUUCCUGUUCUCCUACGCCGCGUUGAUAUCCCACGAGAGCGACUUCCGCAUCGCCAAGGAGAAUCGCUUGCUCCCGCCGGAAAUAUCGUGGCCUGGGUGGAGGAUCUUUGUUGAGCAGCUGGAUACGGAGUUCAUCUGCCCGCACAUCGACCCGCGGUUCCACCACGGCGAGUUGCGUCUGAACCGGCUAAGCAAGAUCUACUGUCUCCGGCAGAACCUGCUGCGCGGGUGCUUGCCGCACUGGAACCGGUACAGCGACUUCGUUCACGACAAGUUCAUCUUGUCGGGCUCGCCACCGCCCACGGAUCUAUCCCCACCAACAAACCAAUUCUAA
Messenger RNA from Ilyonectria robusta, 861 nucleotides. RefSeq lists its product as uncharacterized. Lineage: Eukaryota; Fungi; Ascomycota; Sordariomycetes; Hypocreales; Nectriaceae. The record is from RefSeq and is a predicted model, not a curated record. The coding region runs from base 1 to 861 and encodes 286 amino acids. The transcript is spliced from 3 exons.